Molecule: messenger RNA, 2135 nt
Organism: Morus notabilis
Lineage: Eukaryota; Viridiplantae; Streptophyta; Magnoliopsida; Rosales; Moraceae
Exons: 2
Coding region: 275-1885 (536 amino acids)
Source: RefSeq, a predicted model, not a curated record
GUGUAUAUAUAGAUUAAGAUCAGUCCCAAGCGUAUGUCAUUAUUUUUUCUUGCACGAAAUAUCCAUACAUAUCUUUGACGUCUUCUUUGGUUUAAUUCCCAAUAUUAGACAGAAUAUCCCUCUUGUUAUCCUGAUCUACAAUAUUUUUCUUCUGAUAUCAAAUCACCAAUAUAUAUACCUUUCACAUAUUCGACCAAUCUUUAAGUUAACCUCACAAUAUUAAUUAUCUCUAGCUAAUUUGAUCAGAAAUCAGAAAAAAACUAAUUACUUCACCAUGGGGAAUUCGUCAAGUACAACAGAUGUCUCCAACAAAAGGGAGCCUUUGCCCGUUGACUCUAUUUUCAAGCUUCCUUCUGCACUGCCCUCUUUGCCGCCAGGCGAUGGAUUUGCGAGCGGGAGGAUUGAUCUUGGAGGAAUACAAGUUUGCCAAAUUUCGACUUUCAACAAAGUUUGGGCCACCCAAGAAGGAGGACCGGACAAUCUCGGAGCCACCUUCUUUGAGCCGUCGCCGAUACCGGAAGGGUUCCACAUGUUAGGCUGCUAUAGUCAGCCUAACAACAAGCCUCUCUUCGGAUGGGCACUGGCAGCAAAAGACAACAACGAGGGCGGAUCCACCAAUGGAAAUGCUCUAAGUAAACCGGUAGAUUACUCUCUGGUUUGGAGCAGCGAAUCGCUCAAAAUCAAGCAAGACAGCAACGGGUACGUCUGGCUACCAACUCCCCCAGAUGGCUACAAAGCCGUUGGGUUUCUCGUCACGGAUGUGCCCCAAAAGCCAGCACUUGACAAAAUCCGAUGCGUCCGCGCCGAUCUCACCGAGCCGUGCGAGGCGGAGUCGUGGAUUUGGGGAUCAAGCAAGGAGAAUGAUGCCAAAGGUUUCAACAUCUAUAGCCUACGGCCAACCAACCGGGGGACACAAUCCCUUGGCGUUGCUGUCGGCACUUUCUCCGCGCAAAUCGGCGGUACUGAUGCCCUUCCUUCCUCCUUGGCUUGCUUGAAAAAUGCCAAUGAUUCCAACGAAUUACACUCUUCCAUGCCUAAUCUACCCCAGAUUGAGGCCAUUUUCCGAGCUUACGCUCCUAUAGUGUACUUCCAUCCGGACGAGAAGUACCUUCCUUCUUCGGUGACAUGGUAUUUCGACAACGGCGCACUUUUGUACAAACGCGGUGAAGAGUCUAAUCCCACCCCCGUCGAGCCAACGGGAUCGAACCUCCCCCAAGGUGGCUCGAACGACGGCGAGUACUGGUUAGACCUACCAAAAGACAAAAAUGAGAAAGAGAAGGUGAAGAGAGGCGAUUUAGACUCCGUGCAGGCUUACCUGCAAGCAAAGCCAAUGUUCGGGUCAACAUUCACCGACAUUGCAGUAUGGUUUUUUUACCCGUUCAAUGGUCCCGCAAGGGCUAAAGUAGGGGCGAUCACGGUCGGAUUGGGAAACAUAGGCGAACACAUAGGUGACUGGGAGCACAUAACGCUCCGAGUUAGCAAUUUCAGCGGAGAAUUGCGGAAGCUCUACUUGUCACAGCAUAGCACGGGCGAGUGGGUUGAGGCUUCCGGGCUUGAAUUCUACGAAAACAAUGGCGGCGGCGACAGUGUUGGCGGCGGAAAAAGGCCCGUGACCUACGCGUCCCUGAAUGGACACGCAAUGUAUGCGAAGCCAGGGGUUGUGAUGCAAGGGACUGACGCGAUAGGAGUAAGAAAUGACACUGCCAAGAGUAACAUUGUUAUGGACACGGGUGCAAACUUCGAGGUGGUGGCAGCGGAAUAUUUGGCGGCCGGAGCGGUGGUGGAGCCGGCGUGGGUUAAUUAUUUGUGGAAGUGGGGGCCUGGGGAUGAUGGGCCAACCGGUCCUAAAGUUAAGGCAAGUUGGAAUGGAGAUGAACGAGUUUGAGAAUGCAGUAUGUAGUAAUUUCGAUUAAUUUGUUGUUUGUUGUCUUUGAAGUGUGCGGAUGUCGCUUAGUAUUCCAUAACUAUAUGCAUAACCCUCUCAUUUAGACCUCAAUUCCAGUCCAUAUUUCCCUAAUAAUAUUGUUAAUUACCCCAUAAUCCCGCUCUUAAUAUUAUGUAUAAUCUAUGUAACUUACGCAUUCUACUCUUACCCACAGUUCUUGUUCUCAGUCUAUAAAUAGAGAUUGUAUGAG